UUAAAACUGUGUAGCGCCCUCAGUGAGCAAGUUGUGGAAAGCAAAACAAAAAUGGCUGCACGUUGUGUGACUGAGAGAUGUUCUCAGAUGCUGACUCAUGGGCCUCUCCACCUUCUCCCAGGCCUGCCUGGCCUCACCUUGGUGAGGACGCUGUGCUUGUCAUCACUUCAGCUUGGUGCACGUCGGUACACGGGGCGGCCCACCUUAGCCGACCGCCCGGUGGUAAAAAUGCCCCAGGGGGAUGACAGACCGCACAUGCUGCAUGUUGUGUGGCGGAUACGGUCAACCAAGAGGCGGCCAUAUUGGGAGAGGGAUGUCAUCAAGCAGCUGAUGUUGGAACGGAAUUUCUUUCCAGUUGUGCACAAGAACACAGAGUCAGUGAAUGCGCUCCUGAGGCAAGUCCGUCACCUGGUGCGGAUUAAGCCCCUGGUCCUGAAGCAUGGCCUCCCCCAUGGGGACUAUGACUCCACCCUCCUCAAGUGGAAUGGUGAGUUUGUCGUCCGCCGCAAGCUGAACAGCCUAGGGCAGGAAGUCGUGACGGACGGGGGAGAGGAGUUAAAGGGCCGGCAGGAAGCAGGGGCUGAGAAGGAGCCUGCCAGGGACCCCGAGUCCAGAUGACGACGACCAGGUUUGCCCACAGUGUCAGCAAUCCUGUUUAACACUAGAGAGACCUCAUCAAAGUUGAUCAUCAGAUUUCAUGAUAUGGUCAUGCCAUGUCCACUUCUCAGAACUCAAAAGCCACUGCAUUCUACUUUGCAUGUGCGGCUUGGAAUCUUGAUGGAUUUGAAAGUGUUGCUGCACUAGAUAGUACAGGAAAAAACAUGUAGAGAAUUGGAUGGCCAAUUAUUAGCCUUAUAUUUUACAAUGUUACACCUCCCAUAUCAUCAUCAUUCCCAUCUUCAGGAUUUUCUCCACUGAUGUAGGACAGUUAUUUUGAUACCAGGAUAGACAUACUGUUCUUGCAAAAUACCUAGUUUUCCAAGGCAGGUUUGCCAAAAGUGUGAUACAUUUCUCACUGACAUGUUUUCAAUGAAUAUACUGGCUGGCACACCAGAGAGCAUGACGUAUAAAUGACAAUGAGAGCAAAGCCCUAUGUUGGAUUGUACCGCAACCUCACAGAUGAACAUGUACUCAGUAAUGGAUAUCUCCAAAUGCACAGCAAGGCUGCCUGGGGCAUUUCUGGAGGAUAAAUGGUGGUUGCAACCUUCCCCACUUUUUGCCAGUUUGGUCGGCAAGUUGUAGUUCCCAUCAGCGGAAGUGGCCAGCUGUUGGAACAAUGCCUCUUGCCUCUAAUGUUGACGACAUCCAUUUUGUCUUCAGUUUCCCUUGAUUUGGAAGAUUGCAUAGCAUAGAUACUCUCUGAGGCUUCCUCGCUUUUCUGAAUAUCACACAGUGAGCUCGUUGUGUAUGGUUGAACAAGAUGACUUGGAAUUCAGAAGAGUAGUUGCUGCAGGAGAGUUGAUUAAGAAUUUUUUUAUGUGGGGUUGGUUCUGGUCUGAGCCCCUACCCUCCCAAAACAAAUCCAGAAUACAACAUUAGGAUGGGGUGUUUUGGGGUUAGUAGGAAGAAUCACAAGUAAAUUUUGUCUGAGAAGUUUGGUUAGUCCAAGGAUUCAUAAAUAUUUUGUCAGUUGAUUAAAUGUUUGCUUGUACCUGGUUUUGCUUGAAGCUGAUUUUAAAAAAUAAUGUUCCGUGUACUUUUAAAAUCCAUGUCACUAUAAAAAAAUGGAAUCUUCCCCCGAAUGGAUUUCUCUGCUCAGUUUGUUUAAUUUGUAAAUUAAAAACAAGGAAU
This is a messenger RNA of Acanthaster planci (crown-of-thorns starfish), 1791 nucleotides long. Its product is annotated as large ribosomal subunit protein uL30m-like. Gene Ontology annotation, cellular component: mitochondrion; large ribosomal subunit. The record is from RefSeq and is a predicted model, not a curated record. NCBI's taxonomy places the organism in Eukaryota, Metazoa, Echinodermata, Asteroidea, Valvatida, Acanthasteridae. Gene Ontology annotation, molecular function: structural constituent of ribosome. Gene Ontology annotation, biological process: translation.